Molecule: messenger RNA, 1089 nt
Organism: Cydia fagiglandana
Lineage: Eukaryota; Metazoa; Arthropoda; Insecta; Lepidoptera; Tortricidae
Exons: 6
Coding region: 115-1089 (324 amino acids)
Source: RefSeq, a predicted model, not a curated record
AAAAGGCCGCCAGACCUGACGCCAGAUUGGAAGAUUCAAGAAAUACCCCCAGAGCCAUAUUCGCAGACUUUUUACAAAGAAUUUGAGAGACCAUAUAAGUUGCAGCCGUUCGCUAUGAGCGCUGCAAUUUGGGACGGGUCAACUGACAACUUUGACCACCCCCAACUCCUGGGUUGUUACUGCUGUACUGUGUACAAAAAAGUGCUCCCACUGGCCGGCUGUGCUGUCCUUACGACUCGGCACAUUCUGACUACGGCAACGUCAACUGAACUCGUACUUAAGGAACAUGGUGAGAAAAGACAUCUGCACAAUAUUCUGGGUGCCUGGUACGAUAUGUCGGAGUACGCACCAAACAACAGCAUUUAUAUGACCCCUGCAAGAAUUCAUUACCAUCCUAAAUAUAUAAUGCCAGAAGCUGUAAAUGCCUCGCAUCCAAUCCCGGCAGUCUUUGAUUUGGCAGUAUGGGCAUCAACACAUCCAUUUUUUUUCUUUGAAAAUCAAGGGGGUAAAAAUACUCGGAGCACCUACGUUUGCAACAGAGCGGGAUCGUAUUGGCUACAAUUCGGCUCUCCGACGCUUGGAGCCGUAAAACAGCCGGUCGCUAUUAUAGUUGGAUUCCAAUUUAUAAUGUGGUACAGAAGAAAACCUACGCCUUUCCACAAAUAUGCGGUGAAAACACAGAAGUACACUGGUAAAUGUCCAAAGACGGAAUGGGGGUGGUUCUUCUGCAUUUGGGGCAGAUGGGCAGGGCUAGGGCUGGACAGUGGUGCCGCCUUGCACAGGGCAACGCAAGGCCAAUCUUGGCUCUACGACGGGCUCCUGGGUAUGCACGCUUUCUCCAUGGACCUGAGGGCCAAAGAGCUUACCCAUUACUUCACUCCAGUGGAAAACCACGCUGUUUUGUCCUGGCUUUAUGACGCAUAUAUGGGCAGAAAGGAUUAUCGCUGGCUGGAUGAUCGGUUUCAGGACUCGGAAUGGCGGGCACCGGUGCCAAAGAAAGGAAACCUAAUCCAAUGGAAAUACGACCAAGCAAGUACAUCCUGGCCGAAGCCUGCGUUUGAGCCUCCGAUAUUUUAUAAAAAAAAAUAA